AUGUCACCGUGGCAGCUUCUCCGAGCCAGCAGAGCGACCCAGGCAGCUGUGGGUUACCGGGUCCGUCAUGCAUCUGGAGGUUCGGUCCAUUACAGCACAGCUCCUGUUGCUGCUGAUGCUUUGGACAGCAGCAGGAGCUUCUGUCUGUCCACAGAGAAAGCCACCAUGCAGCAGCUGAACAGCAGGCUGGCAUCGUACCUGCAGCAGGUCCAGUGUCUGGAGGCGGCCAAUCAGAAGCUGGAGUGUCAGAUCCAGGAGGAGCUGGACAAGAAGUGUCCUGGAGAGCUGAGAGAGCUGGACGGACACCUGAGCACAGUGUCCCUGCUGCAGGACCAGAUCAGUGAUUGUCUCUCGGCCCAGGCUCAGGUGAAGCUGCAGCUGCUCAGUACAGAGCUCACCAUCUUUGACUUCAACGUCAGGACUGAAAAGGAACGUGAGCGCCGUGGCUAUCUGGAGGCGGAGCUUAAUGACCUGAGGCUGCUGAAGGAGGAGCUGCAGGUCCACAAACUGCCGGAGAUCCAAAGUCUGCUGAACGACCAAUCGCAACAACUGACGGGCCUGCAGAUACAACACCAACAGGACAUGCAGGUUGUCCUGUCCCAGAUGUCAGGAGGCAUCACUGUGGAGAUGCAUCCUGCCCAGACGUUAGACCUGAUCCAGCAGCUGGACCAUCUGAGACACACGAGUGUGGCGCUGCUCGACAAGAACCAGAGCGAGCAUUGGUUCAACACCCAGGUAUCCAUGCUGAGUUCUCCUGAGGUGACCUUUGACCCUCCAGCAGAGUCAGAGGUCAUUCAGGCCGAGCUGGAGGAACUGAGGAGAACAGCAGCGAGUCUUGAAGAAGAGCUGAGACAACUCCAGGCUCUGAACAUAGUGUUGGAGGCCUCUGGUCUGGACCAGAACGAGUCCUUUGUCCAGCAGCUGGAAGUCCUUCAGCAGAGAGCAGACAGUCUGUGCUGGGACCUGGACUCAGUGUUGCAGGCUACAGCUCAGCAGGCUGCAGACCAGCAGACCCUGCUGGACAUCACAACCAGACUGGAGACUGAGAUACAAGACUACAGGAGACUGCUGGAUGGACUGAGCCCAAAGCGGUAUGAGAUGAUGAUAACUGAAUAG
Messenger RNA from Acanthopagrus latus (yellowfin seabream), 1116 nucleotides. Its product is annotated as keratin, type I cytoskeletal 19-like. NCBI's taxonomy places the organism in Eukaryota, Metazoa, Chordata, Actinopteri, Spariformes, Sparidae. The coding region runs from base 1 to 1116 and encodes 371 amino acids. The transcript has 7 exons. The record is from RefSeq and is a predicted model, not a curated record. Gene Ontology annotation, molecular function: structural molecule activity.